Messenger RNA from Clavispora lusitaniae ATCC 42720, 2580 nucleotides. RefSeq lists its product as uncharacterized. The record is from RefSeq and is a predicted model, not a curated record. Gene Ontology annotation, cellular component: plasma membrane. Gene Ontology annotation, biological process: protein localization to plasma membrane. NCBI's taxonomy places the organism in Eukaryota, Fungi, Ascomycota, Pichiomycetes, Serinales, Metschnikowiaceae.
AUGAGGCUUCUUCACGCCAAACACCAGAAGCUUAUACUCCAGUGCUACCCACCUGGGAAAAGCGUGGACAAAAAACCCAAUCCUCUGGAGCUCAGCUAUCUUUUAUAUUACGCGAGCACGCGGCGGGUCAAGUUGGAGAAGGUGAUUGACUUUUUGGCCCACAAAACCAAAAGUGACGCUGGUAGAAACAGGUCGGGCAAUCUACAAGUUACACUCAGUAUAAUUGCCGCUCUUAUUGACAAAUGCUCCAAUAACUUGAACGUGUUUGCACUGCAAGUGUGCAAAAUCAUGUUGGCCAUUCUAAACACACAGGAGUUGCCGUUAAUUCGCCUUCUCGUGCAGACAUAUGGAGUCUUAUGCAGCAAGCUUGAUGGUGGGUUAUUUUCCGGAGAUAAGGAUUUUGUCGACUUGUUUUGCCAACUCUCUACUGGAUUGAUCUCACAGGGCGUCAGUAAACUGAACCAGCCCUCGCUCAAUGUUCUAGAAUGGAAACGUAUUUCGUUGGCCACAUGCCGCCAUCUGUUCAAAUGUAUUGGUUACAAUACCCACGUGAGCAAGAGUUUACUUUCUUUAUGUGUGCCCCUUUUGACAGAGCAAGUACACUCUUCGUCCUCCCAUGACGAUUUGCUUAAGCGUCUACACGCCAACUUGAAUGUGGAGAAUGACGCUGACCGCCGCUUAAGUAAAUCUGUUACUGGUCGCAGCAUGUCCAAAAUGUAUCGUGUAAAGAGCAAUGCAGAUACAGACUCGCUUAGCGAGGAUGACUUAAACGUGGAAGCCCUCUCGGCAUUGCGAACUUUGUUCAAUACUACUCUUUCCAGUCAGAUUUCUGAUGCAACUAAAGAGGUUGUGGAAAACAACUUGAAGCUGUAUCCUAAUGAAGAAGAGUGGGGCACCACCUUUUUGGAAAUGUGCGCUUCGUGGAUCCCCGUGCAAUUGCGUUUUAUUACAUUGCUGACGUUAUUGAAGAGCAUAACUGUCACUUCAGAAAAAGUGAGCCGCAGCACUGAUGCCGCUCAUUUGAAGUCGCACUUUGCUCGCAUGGUGCAUUUUGCCAAAAAUAUUCUGGGCCUUGUCUCAUCCGACUUCAAUAUGAUUGGCUUGUCAAUCACGGACGUCACCCAACGUUUGCUAAGCUUGCAGACUUUCUUGCACUUAAUGGCGGCAGACAAUCUCCCCGCUGAUAAAGUGGCAUACCUAAGCAGCAUUUAUUCCGAAUGCAUUUGCAACUUGUCUAGUCAUAUCUACUAUUUUGAUCAGGUACUGGAUUCAAUCGAGGCAAUCUUGGUGCACAUGGACACUGUACUCAUUUCCACAACAGCGGAUAAUGUGGAGCAAGUUUAUGGAUUGGUUUUGCAUUUGCUUGAUGAUGUCUCUACAGUAUUGAACUUGUUAUCAGCUAAGUCGAGUGCCAUUAUUCGCAAUAGAGCGACUUUGGAAAAUUGGAGUGUGAGUUUGCAACUACUUUCAUUCUCUCUCUCAUACAAGGAGUUUCUGGAGCACGGUACAUCACAACAGAUCACGCAGAUUCAAGCGAAAUACCUUGCUGUAUUCAAUCUAUUCUUGGAGAAGGAGCUCGUUAAAAGCGAUUCUCCAGAGCAGUCUGAUUCAAAAAUAGGUGAAAGAGAUGAUAUGUUGGUUCCCAACUUCAAUGAUUAUUUGGAGAACAGCCAAAAUAUCUUGGCUCAUUUGCUUGUGCACUGCAAUGAUUUUUUUGAGGACUCAAUUCUCAACGUGAAUGUUGCAGCGCAGCUUGUAUUGUCAUUGCGCUGUAUUUUGCAUGCAACAGGUGCUAACUUCAUUCACAAUUUCUUGCCCUUUUUCCAACACUGGCAACAACUGACUUAUUCUCUGUCACUUCUGCGCCGAGUCAAAGAUACUCUGGCAUAUAUUCUUUUGCAGGAUCUGGUGGAGGUGCUUGAGUCCAAAUACAACGAUUGUUUCAAGCUGGAUGUCCACCUGUUACCAUUGGCCGCUUUCAUCUCGGAGGAUAUAAUCUCUCGCCGCGAAAGAGGUCAGUGGGUGUGUGAACUUGAUGGAACCAGCUCAACCCCUAAAAUAAUUCCAGGAGAAUUACUGAUGAAGGUAAACAAAAAGUCUAUUUUCGAUUUUUUCUCUCAUAUAUCAUUGCAUGGAUGGACACCCUCGCAAGGACCAUUCCGUGAAGCCGAUGUGCUUCUCGAGAACGGGAACGGCUAUUCUGAACAUUCUAUGAACGGACAACUCCACGCGCAAGAUUUUCGACCAGUGAACACUAAACCAGUAGGCGCUGGCCUUGGUUUAGGUACUGUGAGUGACAUCUCUUCUAUUCACUCAGGCUUGGCUAACCAAAGUUCACGUGCUAACGUUGGCUCGGCAGACGUAACACAAGCUACCAUUGAAACACGUUCAAUGAUUUCUCUUAUGGCACGCGAAGAGCACCGGGUGCCGCGGGUGGCACCUUUGAAGCUCAGCUUGAAUGGCCUUAGCAUAUCAGGCGCAUCCAGUCCUUCAGUGCUUGAAAAGCAAAUUCACACCACUGACGUGCGCUCUAUUUUGGACGGUCUUGAUAGUGACGAUGAUCGAGAGAUUAUUGUAUAA